This is a messenger RNA of Stereum hirsutum FP-91666 SS1, 1488 nucleotides long. RefSeq lists its product as uncharacterized. The transcript is spliced from 2 exons. Lineage: Eukaryota; Fungi; Basidiomycota; Agaricomycetes; Russulales; Stereaceae. The record is from RefSeq and is a predicted model, not a curated record. The coding region runs from base 1 to 1488 and encodes 495 amino acids.
AUGCUCGCGGAAGGCGAGCGGCCUAAAAUGCAGGAUUGGCUUGAACUACUGAAGAGCUUGCCGAACGUUGUAUACUUGCGAGUAGUCCAAGCAAUACCCCUUUAUCCUGUUGAUAACCAAUCUGCGGAAAAUGCACCGACCGUCGCGCCAAAUGCAGUCCUCCUUCCCAACCUCAAAAUCCUCGACAUUGAUGCCAGUGACUCCUAUUUUAACAACGUUCAAGGCCUCGCCUACACCCUCUCGCGCAUGAUCAUGCCCUCCCUCUCGCAUUUUGAAGUCGUCUGUGGCCACGAGGAAAUCGAAAACGGGCCCGCUUUCUCACUGGGCCCGCUCUGUCCUCUCAUCACCCUCAAUUGUUCGCCUAAAUCACAGGUCUUGGACUCUGAUUCGGACCGAGAAAAAUCCAUGGAAAUUUCGGAACCUCUCCGUAGCAUCGUUAUCGAACAAAACUGGAUCAACCAUUGCUUUCACAUCAUAGCCGGAUGGACGGAUCCCGACACAGCCGCCCUCUUCCGCCACAAGAACAUCCACAAUCUCACCACCACGCGCGCCAAAGAAAGUGCUAGGGUGAUCUUCAGCUUCGGAGACGAAGUGUGGGGGCUUUCGAAGGAGAACACAGUGAAGGAGAAUGUGGAGGAGGUUCUGGGUGCGUUGCCCCUCGGGCACGUCCAGACUCUCACCGUCGACACGGCGAUUGGCAUGCUUGACGAUGUGAGGUGGUGGACAAGCGUUCAUGGCAUGUUUCCUCAACUUCAAACCCUGUAUUUAUCAGGGCGAGGGACCGCCGACAUGUUCCUGUCCGCAUUCAUCAACAUCGACCAGGUACCCGAUGCUGUUUCGCCCAACGGGAACAUCGAUCAUACCUUGGCCUGGCUGGCCAAACACGCUCUGGAUCCCGACAUCGCACCUACGAACGCAUCCAAUAACACUGCACAGGAGAAACGAGAGGACGAAAAGCAACACCCCAUCACAUUCACCCCGGACAACAUCAUCUUCCCCCAAUUGCGGUCCCUGUACAUUACCUUUACUGCACUCCCGUCGCUCUCCUAUCUUCUCGACGGCUUCGUCGACGCACUCGCGGCUCGACGAGAGCUCGGGGCUCCGAUUGAGAAGUUAGAAUUCGAGGGAAACUCGGGGUCGGUGUUGCGGCGAUAUAUUACUCGCUUGCGCGAGAUCGUGCCCGUUAUUGUCGUCAAUGGAGUAUCGUACGAUGGCAAGGGUUCGCUUGAUGGCGACGAUGAUGCGACUAUGGACGUCGAGGUUGACACCGAUGAUGAGAAGAGCGGCGGCGAAGAGGACGCGGACGACGACACGGAAGGAGAUUCAGAGCAGUACAGCCAGGAUUCGAGCUCGGAAGACGACUCUUCGGAGGACUCAGCCCGCAGUGGUAUUCAUGAUCCAGGGGGAAGUCUUAGCAUGAUGGAAGCAAGAGAGGUAGAUCCGUAUGAGAGUGGGGACAGUGAUUUUGAAUGGCCCGGGAUUCGAUGA